This is a messenger RNA of Orycteropus afer afer, 1268 nucleotides long. The record is from RefSeq and is a predicted model, not a curated record. NCBI's taxonomy places the organism in Eukaryota, Metazoa, Chordata, Mammalia, Tubulidentata, Orycteropodidae.
GACCAAGCUGACUGAAAGAUUCUUCAAGAAUACACCUUGGCCUGAGGCGGAAGCCAUUGCGCCGCAGGUUGGCAACGAUGCUGUCUUCCUGAUUCUGUACAAAGAAUUAUACUACAGGCACAUAUAUGCCAAAGUCAGUUUUCAGUCCUUCAGUCAGUACCGCUGUAAGACCGCCAAAAAGUCGGAAGAGGAGAUCGACUUCCUUCGUUCCAAUCCCAAGAUCUGGAAUGUUCACAGUGUUCUCAAUGUCCUUCAUUCCCUGGUGGACAAAUCCAACAUCAACCGCCAGCUGGAGGUGUACACAAGCGGAGGUGACCCCGAGAGUGUGGCUGGGGAGUAUGGCCGGCACUCCCUCUACAAGAUGCUUGGCUACUUCAGCCUGGUGGGGCUCCUGCGCCUGCACUCGCUGUUGGGGGAUUACUACCAGGCCAUCAAGGUGCUGGAGAACAUUGAACUGAACAAGAAGAGCAUGUACUCCCGGGUCCCAGAAUGCCAGGUCACCACGUACUAUUACGUCGGUUUUGCGUACUUGAUGAUGCGCCGCUACCAAGAUGCCAUCCGAGUCUUCGCCAACAUCCUCCUCUACAUCCAGAGGACCAAGAGCAUGUUCCAGAGGACCACGUACAAGUAUGAGAUGAUCAACAAGCAGAACGAGCAGAUGCAUGCGCUGCUGGCCAUCGCCCUUACCAUGUACCCCAUGCGCAUUGAUGAGAGCAUUCACCUCCAGCUGCGGGAGAAGUACGGCGACAAGAUGCUGCGCAUGCAGAAGGGUGACCCGCAGGUCUACGAGGAGCUCUUCAGCUACUCCUGCCCCAAGUUCCUGUCGCCCGUGGUGCCCAACUACGACAAUGUGCACCCCAACUACCACAAGGAGCCCUUCCUGCAGCAGCUGAAGGUGUUUUCGGACGAGGUGCAGCAGCAGGCCCAGCUCUCCACCAUCCGCAGCUUCCUCAAGCUGUACACCACCAUGCCUGUGGCCAAGCUGGCCGGCUUCCUGGACCUCACCGAGCAGGAGUUCCGCAUCCAGCUUCUGGUCUUCAAGCACAAGAUGAAGAACCUGGUGUGGACCAGCGGCAUCUCUGCCCUAGAUGGUGAAUUUCAGUCGGCCUCCGAGGUGGACUUCUACAUCGAUAAGGACAUGAUCCACAUUGCAGACACUAAGGUUGCCAGGCGCUACGGGGAUUUCUUCAUCCGCCAGAUCCAUAAGUUCGAGGAGCUCAAUAGAACCCUGAAGAAGAUUGGACAGAGGCCUUGAGCGUAUUCUCACA